Molecule: messenger RNA, 527 nt
Organism: Geodia barretti
Lineage: Eukaryota; Metazoa; Porifera; Demospongiae; Tetractinellida; Geodiidae
Source: the annotation of a GenBank genome assembly
UACCCACGUGGUGAGUUCAGAGCUCAAUAAUAAUUAUGCUGCUUCGCAAGUUCAUCCAGCCUGCGGUGGCAACUAGAUUUUUGUCUACCACAGCUCCGCUUCAUCGGGAAAAGUAUAUCAAUAGAGUUCAGUUGCUGGGGCGAGUUGGUCGGGAUCCGGAACAGCGCGGAGACGCUUAUCCCGUCGUGUUUUUUCCACUAGCCACCGCCCACACAAUCCGCAGCAGCAAUCAGGAUGAGCCUGUUGGGGAGGAAGAGGGUUCCGAAAGGGUCAUCACUUCGUGGCACAACAUCACGAUCGGACAGCCGUGGUUCAGGAAGUACGUAAUGGACUAUGUGACGAGAGGAUCUCGAGUCAUCAUCGAUGGAUCUCUGGCCUACCACAAGUCUACUCUGCCAGAUGGCUCUGUGAGAGUUUCAGCCAACGUAAAAGCAAAGGAGCUAAUUAUUCUGUCUACUCCAAGACAAGACGAAGAAUCGCGUGGACCACGAUACGACGACGACUUUCAUUCACCUCCUGACUCUUAG